UUAUGCCCAUAAAUUCGUACAUAUAAUUUGCACGUAAUAAUUUUAGUUAGCAAUAGGUUAUGAUCAUAGCAAUUCAAAGUUUGAACAGCCAAUGAAGAUGUCAGUUGACGUCUUUGGGCUAUUGCUGAUAUAGUCAUCAUGACUCUUGUUAAUGGUACAUCGAAUAAACAAUUACAAAGGGUUGUUCUGUUGCUUGCUGUCGGAACAUUAUUUUCGAUUUUUGUGUUCCUGUUGAACCCAUUUGGAAAAUACCAGUUAGUAUGGAAAUACGAUGAUAAAGCUUCGGAAAAGAUUGCAAAUAUCCGAAUCAGAGGAAAAAGCAGCACAGAAUUCAGUGAAAAUAUCAACUCAACUACGGACUUACAAUUUAGUACGGUUAAAUUUACAGAGAAUCACCACACAACCACGCCGGCAAACAAAUUAGACUACGAUGCACUUGAAAAAACGGCAUUAAAAAAAUUGAAGGAGUCCACUAAUAAAAAGGUUAUAAUAGUUUGGUACAAGACUGGAAUAGGGGGUGGUCAACCACAAGUUAACAGAGAUGAAUGUGGAAAUUGCGAAUUCACGCGGAACCGGACAAUGAUAUCGAACAACGCAACAGCUGCGUUAGUAUUCUACUAUAAAGAUAUAUCAGUCAGCACCAUGCCACCGAUUUCAGAAAGAAAUCCGAAUCACAUGUAUGUAUUUUGGAAUAAAGAACCGACGCCACUCAUGAGAUACGUCCAUCGUAAAGAAUUAGAUUUUGAGGAAAAUUAUCAAUUCAACGCUACUAUGACAUAUAGAAGAGACUCGGAUUUUUACAACUCUUAUCGAUAUCAUUGGAUAAGAGCAGCAAUUAGAAGCCGGAUAAGUGCCCAGGAUAUUUUGAAAAUGAAGAAUAAAUCAAGUAUUGCAAUAUUAUCAGAUUGUGAUUGGACUGCUGGGGCAAGAUUGCGAUACAAGAUGCUGCUGAAGAUCAAAAGUACUGGAUAUCCGAUGGAUGGAUUUGGGAAAUGCUUCCACGAAGGAGGAAAAUUCCCGUUGGGAGACAAACAACUUGUGGAGAAAGUCCGCAAUUAUAAAUUUUAUUUUGCCUUUGAAAAUUCUUACCACUGUACGGACUACAUUACCGAGAAGUUUUUUCGAAAUGCACUUUACGCAGGAGCUGUGCCUGUGGUUAUGGGAUCUAAAAAGGAACAUUAUGAAGCUAUUUCGCCCCCAGGAUCCUUUAUAUUUUUGGAAGAUUUCAAAUCCGUGGAACAUCUUAUUGAAUAUUUGCAACACCUUGAGAAAAACGACGAAGAGUAUUUGGCAUAUUUCAGAUGGAGAAUGGGAAGCGAAAAUGAAGCAAUGCCAUACGAUCGAAGGAAACCGUUCUUUUGUCAAUUGUGUCGCACCCUGCACGGUGUCAACGUAGAUGAUGUUUAUAAUCCAAAAUACAAUUUUGAGAAUCCAAAGUAUCCUAUUUUCACAAAUUACACGCCAAGGAGGACAAUCAAAUCUUUGAAAUAUUAUCUAUUUGAAGACGAAGAUCCUUACUGUAUGGAAAAAAAUGAAACGUUCCUUCCAAUUUAUACAAAAUAUAAUAUUACAUAGUAAGUCGUUCAAUCGUAGAGAGGGAAUUACAUCUCACUCAAUUUAUCUUUAUGCAUUAGCAGCGUGAUAGGAUUUAUACUAUGUAUAAACGUAAGAUGUUAUU
Molecule: messenger RNA, 1678 nt
Organism: Styela clava
Lineage: Eukaryota; Metazoa; Chordata; Ascidiacea; Stolidobranchia; Styelidae
Product: 3-galactosyl-N-acetylglucosaminide 4-alpha-L-fucosyltransferase FUT3-like
Cellular component (GO): membrane
Molecular function (GO): alpha-(1->3)-fucosyltransferase activity
Source: RefSeq, a predicted model, not a curated record